GGCUUCCGGUUCCGCCCGCCGCGGCGUCGCUGGCGUUCAGUCAAGUCGGGGCAGUCGCGGAGUGGAGUGGGUUUGGAUAGCAGCUGGCGGAAGGCACAGUCAUGCCCCGCUAUUACGAGGACAAGCCGGAGGGCGGCGCGUGCGCGGGCUUGAAGGAGGACCUCGGCGCGUGCCUGCUGCAGUCGGACUGCGUGCUCCAGGAAGGAAAAUCCCCUCGGCAGUGUCUGAAGGAAGGAAACUGCAAAGCUUUGAAAUACUCAUUUUUUGAGUGUAAAAGAUCAGUGUUGGAUGCCAGAUCAAGAUUCAGGGGAAGAAAAGGAUAUUGAUACUACUAUGUUGAAACCAAGAUGAAAACAACAAAGGAUUUUCUCUGUCAUUAAAACAGAGAAGCCAAAAUAAGAAACAUACUUUUUGUUACAUCUGUUCGGUUGGAGCAGUUUCUUCCUCCAUGGAACACUGAAGAAAAUGGAUGAGUAUGUAUGAAGUAAAUGCUUCUCUUGCUCUAAGUUAUUUUUAGAAGAAAAAUUUAAUUGAAUAGUUAUGAGCUAAGAACAUACUAGAUGUGUUUUAAGAAUUGUUCUGAAGCACAGAGAAUGGAAAGAUUGUUAUUUUCAAACUUGACUUCUCAACCAAAUGACACAGUUUGUACAUCCUUCGUGAAUAUUGUGAAGGCCACUAACAGGACUGUUAAAAUCAACAUGGUGCCUGGUGAGAAAAUGUCUAUCUUGAAAGUUUAGGAUAAAAUUUUCUUUUAUUCAGUCUGUACUAUUUAGUUCUAAAAUAAAUUGUGUUUGAUUCCUUGGAGAAGAAAUGCUUCCCUUGCACUGAAUCACUGAAGUAACAACCUCAAAACAUUAAUAUCACUCAUUAGGCAUAGCUGGAUCCAAAGCCUGGGAUUAUGCUGCCAGGGCUCCUUGCCUCCAUCUCUUGCCUGUUUUUCUCUGUCUCCUGACCUCGUUUUUAGGCUGGCCCUUUCUACAUAAUGGGAAAGAGGCCAUCAAAAGCACACAUCCUUAAGGUCUGUGACCCAAAAAGAAGAGAGAUAACCUCCUUUUCUAGGGUCCACUAAUCAGACCCUACAAAAGGACUCUUCUGUGGAACACCUGCCCCUGAAUUAGACCUGUAGUCCCUGUGGAAAAAGGGAUGGGACCCCAUGAUCUUGGCCAGGCCUGGGUCUUAUGCAGUGUAUUUGGUAACUCAUGUCAGAAUCUCAUUGAAUGAAUGCUGGGCUUUAUCCUAAAAGGAAAGGAGGAUUCAGAGCCAGUAGGUAUUGACUAUAGAAGGCAAGACUGAAAACCAUGAAAUGCUUGUAAAAGUUGAGAAUCAUGUAAUUUUAUUCCAAUCACAUAAUAC
Messenger RNA from Globicephala melas (long-finned pilot whale), 1353 nucleotides. It is a transcript of the gene COA5, whose product is annotated as cytochrome c oxidase assembly factor 5. Gene Ontology annotation, cellular component: mitochondrion. The record is from RefSeq and is a predicted model, not a curated record. Lineage: Eukaryota; Metazoa; Chordata; Mammalia; Artiodactyla; Delphinidae. Gene Ontology annotation, biological process: mitochondrial respiratory chain complex IV assembly.